AACGAUCUACCGAAAAGCAAACAACUGGUUCUUAAGGACGUUCCCAAACCGUCAAUGAACGAAAGUAAGAGUGCAUAAUAACUCAAGAGUACCAGAGUACCACUUAACUGGCUCGCGACUAUACGCACUCAGCUGUGACAUAACAUUAGGGAACCAUUCGACAACCCGGUCAAUAACAAUGAGUUUUUUGAUUUGAUUUUCAUCGUUUUUUGCUUGCAAAACUGUUGGACAUGAAGACGAUCAACUAUUCGCUGCCAGUUUUGGUGGUUUUAGCGAGUUUGUGCGSGUUCUCGGUUGUGGACUCGCAAAAGGACUGCGGCCUCAAACGACUCAGCACCUCUAAACUGGUUUGCUACUACGGCACUUUGGAGGACGCAAAUGRCUGUUUUUGCACUCACGUUAUUUUGCCGGCCAAUUCGGAUGYUAAGCGAAUUGAAACGCUGAAGACCAAAGGAGUUAAGGUUUUCAUUCGCGUCUCUGAUUUCCAUCAGGGGUUGAUUGAUUUGCUCAAAUCGACAAAAGUGGACGGUUUGGAACUGAACCUGAAGAAACUCACUUCGAAAAACGACAUCAGCGACUUUAUUUCGACGAUCAAGACCAAGUUGGGUUCCGACUUGGACAUCGCUUUGUCCGUGCCAUCGAAACCUGAACUGGUCGCUAAGUAUUUCGACUUUAAGGCGCUGAGCAAACAUGCGGAGCUGUUCAUACUGGAAACGGCCUUUUUGGGCGCUUCCACCAACAUCACCUUCCAUCCAAGCCGCUUGUCUGGCAUGUGGGAUAUGCAAAACACGGGCUGGCUUGGGGGCCCCUUUAUCGAAAGUGGUUGUAGCCGCGCCCGUUCAAGCCUACCAAUUUAAGCUGCAAAAUCCAGAUUAUACAGCGCCAGGAAGUCCAGCCCUUGAAAUCAAGUCGAUCAACCGCGAUCAACUUUGCAGGAUUAUGAAAGAUAGUCAAAAUUGGACUUUGGAAAGGGACGAGGAUCAAGCGGGCCCUUACAUUUUCAGUAAGGACCAAUGGAUUGCUUUCGAUGACUCGAAAUCCAUCGACAUUAAAGCAAAAUACGUGAGAGUUCGAGGACUGGCUGGCAUGGCCCUGAAAGACUUGGCCAAUGAUGGAGGGUCUGAAUGCGAUUCUACUAUCUUGGAGUCGACUUUUAAUGGUCUUUCUAGACAAGCCAGAGCGCCUCGAGGAGCGGUACUUCGUUCUCUGGAAAGGGAGAUUGUCGAUUCAUCUUCAAAGCCUUUGGACUCAGUCCAAAUUUCUCCAUUCAGAAUAUCCAGAAUUAUUGACACCGAAGGAAAAAUUCACGUUAUACGGCAGGAUAGUAGAACCGAAUUCCAAUGUUCCAGACAGGGAUACUUUGUGCAUCCUCGAUCCUGCAACAGAUUCUAUCGUUGCGUCAAAUUCAACCAACUAAAAGAAGAGUACAACGUUUUCGAAUUCGACUGUCCUGCAGGUCUGGCCUUUGACGAACGCGUGGAAGUGUGCGUUUGGCCCGGAAGCCUUCCUCAUGGAACCCCGUGCUCGGGCAGCAGUGAGAUCGCCCCAGUGCCCAGAGAAAGGUUCGUCUGCCCUUCGGAACCCGGAUAUUACGCCGACCCUGAAAACUGCCGCUGGUUCUUCGCCUGCUUGGACCACGGCAAGUCCCCACUGCAAGCCUACGAGUUCCGCUGUCCUUUCGGAUUGGUGUUUGAUGGCGACCGGCUGGUCUGUGAGUGGCCUUGGCUGGUACCCAAAUGCUCCAAUGGUGCCGCCUCCGGCCUGGACUCCGGAUUCUACUAUGGAGGCUCUCAAAAUCAAGGCGCCCCUGGCCUUAUCUUACAGAGCUACGACGGCCUUGGCAGUUUGGGGGCAGUGAAACUAGGAGGCGUUUCUGGAACAAUCGAACGACCUCUCACAGCACUUUACACCAAUGCCGCAAGCGGCGCUUUAGGCCUGGGGUACCCAAACCAUCAAGGUUACAUCGGAGGCGGAGGCGGUUUGAGCUACAAAGAGGCUCAGGCGUUGCAAAACGCCGGCUUUCUCAGAGUAAACAAUGGGGUUGGGUACCAAGCCUCUGCACAGAGUGGACAGGCGGGCCUUAGCUAUGUUUCCACUGGGUCUGCUGGUGGGGCUCACCAGCAAGGAGGAGCCCUUGUAGGAGGCGCAAGCUUAGGCUUAGGUAGUGACUAUUACAACUCCGGUCAAUAUGAGGCCUCUUCAGGACAAGCCCAGGAGGAACCGCUUGAGGUCGCUUUGAGGAACGAUGGUUCUAAGGGAGCCGCAGUCUCCUCUCAAAGUUUCACUCGGUACCACGGACUAACAGGGGGAAGUGCCAAUAGCGCAGCAGGUUCCCACGAGUACAACCAGGGCAACUAUGCUACUUCCAAGCCGGGGCUGCAGUCCAUUGACUCUGCCAGUUAUGGCAGCAAUGGGUUGGACUUUGGAGCAAAACUGGUGGGCAAUGGGGCUGGAGGCGCCAGCUACUCCCAAUACCACGGGGAGAAGGAAGCUAAAAACAGCCUACAGUAUGGAGGCGUCAAUAUUAUUGGAGGAGGAUAUUCUGCAGUCGGAACCUUAUCGAACGUUAACAUUUACCCCAACGGCCAGAGUCACGUAGUGACUGCCUCUCCUGAAGUACUCCCAGUAGCAAAAAUCCCCACAGUCACCGCAGUUCCAGUGCCCGGAAUCAAGGCUAUUUCCGGCUUUGACACAAUUCGAGGUGGGGUCAUCGCAAAUAUCCCGGAACUGCAGUACAAAGUGAAAUCCUUCGAAGAUGCAGGUCUUUUCACCAACGGUUCCACCAACUUUGUGAACUUCGUUGUCACUUCAGCGCCGGCCAGUCAGCAAACUUACUCGCAAACUGGCGGCUACGCCUACAACAAGCCGGCUAUUUCCUUUGAGGAAAAACCCGUUAAAACUGUGGGUGUCUCCACUGAGCCGAACCUCUACAUCUCCAGCACUGGCGCGCCGCUUGGAGGCGUCGCUUACAGCACCCCAAAGCCCUUCACUGUGGUUCCAACUGGAUACAGCUAUGAAAAGCCUCUGGUGAAAUUCGAAGAAACGCCCCAAGUUUCCAGCACUCCAGCCCCUCACAGUUACCAAGCCGUAGGCAUAAGCCAAGAAAAUGAGCAGGCCUCAGUUGUGUCUAAGUUCUCCUUCGGAAGUGCUGUGGGGCAACAAACAGGAACAUCCGCAGGCUACUACUACCAACAGCCAGUUGCUGCCAACGAAAUCCCGGAAGUCAAGCAGGAGCAGGUGGUUACUUACUAUCAACCGCAGCAGUACUUCUACCAGCAACAGCCAGUUCCUCUAACUCAACAACCAGAGCGUCUAUCGACUUACACCUAUCAACCGCCAGUUCAAAGACGGCCUGCAGUCACUCCUUACACCUAUCAGAACGUUGUGCAGCAAGCGGUGGGCGUGGUCUACAAACAGCCAGAAACUAGCCCCGUUCUACCUGUUCAGAGCGCCGCCUACCUGCCUAUUAGGGGGCCUAGCUAUCAAUACAUUCACUCGUAUACCAACGAGCAGAAUGCCAAUAACGCCCAACAUGACCGCUAUGUGUAUUCCACGCCGAGGCCCCUGGAUGCAGGAAAACCUGCCCAGCCGGCCGUAGUAACCAGUUAUUUCAACCUCCAAAGCUCCAAAGCCCAAGCCCAGAGUAACGCGCAACAAGCCAACGCGGGUUACACCUACUCCAAGCCUUCGGUUACCUUUGGGGAAGCGCCAGCAUCAUUUUCCACUCCAAAACCCGACUCUGCAGAUAUUAACAGCUACUUUAACGUGCAAACUUCCAAAGCUCAAUCCCAAAGUAGCGCCCAACAAGCAAAUGUGGGCUAUGAAUACUCCAAACCCUCAGUCAGCUUUGUGGAGACUCCAGUGGUAGUUUCAACCCCAGAACCCGCCCCUGCGGUUGUCAGCAGCUACUUUAACUUGCAAAGUUCCAAAGCUCAAUCCCAAAGUAGCGCCCAACAAGCAAAUGUGGGGUAUGUUUACUCCAAACCCUCAGUCAGCUUCGUGGAGGCUCCAGUGGUAGUUUCAACCCCCCAACCCGCCCCUGCGGUUGUGAGCAGCUACUUUAACUUGCAAAGUUCCAAAGCUCAAUCCCAAAGUAGCGCCCAACAAGCAAAUGUGGGCUAUGAAUACUCCAAACCCUCAGUCAGCUUCGUGGAGGCUCCAGUGGUAGUUUCAACCCCCCAACCCGCCCCUGCGGUUGUCAGCAGCUACUUUAACUUGCAAACUUCCAAAGCUCAAUCCCAAAGUAGCGCCCAACAAGCAAAUGAGGGGUAUGUUUACUCCAAACCCUCAGUCAGCUUCGUGGAGGCUCCAGUGGUAGUUUCAACCCCUAAACCUGCCUCUGCAGUAGCAAGCAGCUACUUUAACUUGCAAACCUCCAAGGCGCAAGCCCAUAAUGAACAGCAGCAAGCGAACGUGGGCUAUACAUACGCCAAGCCUUCAGUGAGCUUUGUGGAAGCUCCAAAACCCGCUCUUGCUGUAGUCAACAGCUACUUCAACCUGCAAAGCUCCAACGCCCAAGCCGAAAGGGGGGCGCAACACGAAAACGUAGGCUACACCUAUUCCAAGCCCGCCAUUGGCUUUGAAGAAACUCCCGUUAGAUUUUCAACCUCCAAACCCUCCCCUAGCAGCUACUUUAGCUUCCAAAGCUCCAAAGCUCAAGCCGAGAGCAGCGCGCAGCAAGCAAAUGCUGGCUACACCUACGCAAAGCCUUCCGUUAGCUUUGAAGAAGCUCCAAGGCGUGUUGAAGUGCCAACUCAACCCGCGGUUGUUUCCAGCUACUUCAACAUUGCAGCCGCUCAAGCCAGCGCUGGCAACUUGCAGGAGGAAGUGAAUGUCGAAUACUCUCAUCCACAGCGUCAGGAGCCUCAGCGGCCUCAAGGGGAGGUUGUGGGGGCUCCAUACUCCACACCAAAACCAUUCGCAGCUGUUUCCAGCUACUUCAACUUGGACGCCUCCAACUCGCAUGCCCAGAGCGAGCAAAGGCAGGAGAACUACGGCUACACGUAUUCAAAGCCUACAGAACUUCAGCACUCCCCUGCCAAACCGGCUGUGGUUAGCAGUUAUUUCAACUUGGAAAGCGCGCAUAGACCCAAACCCCAAACUCCCCCUGUGGAGCCCUACAGUUCCAGCUACUUCCACAUAGGCAACUCCCAGGAGCAACCAGCGGGCCAAGGCUUCUAUCAGGCAAACUCAGUGGUGUCAUCCACCUCACGCCCACUCCUUGAAAGUAAACCGGCUGCAAGCUACAGUUUCACUUCAGGAUCAACUACAGCGCAACCGAUUCUAGUGCAGGAGGUGCCUUCGGCCAAACCGGCUGUAGUUAGCAGCUACUUCAAUCAACCGCCCAGUAGGGGCUACGAGUACUCCAAGCCCGCCAUCAGCUUCAACGAAGAACCGCAACCAGUCCAAGAGGAGGCUUUUGUUAAGAAGACUGCCUAUGUAACUGGCCAUUACGACGACGACUACCGGUACAAGAACAGGGGCAAAGUGGUGGUUGAAAGCUAUAAACUUCCCCAGUAUGAGGCGGCACUUGCCCCAACCGUUUACCAACAGCAACCUCAGGUUGUUUACAACUAUGUGCCCUCAACGCCAAGACCAACGCUCAUCUCCACCAUCAAAAGCAUCGCGAAACAGCCAGUCUCGCCUGCACUAGUUAGAUUCUACGACAACUACAGCUCCACUCCUGCAACAUCCUCUGUUUCCCCAGAAGUCCUUAGCAGCACCAGCAGGCCCAUAUCCAGGUACUCUUUCAGUUCCCUGGACGAGCAGUAUCAGUACAACAACCUGGUGAAAGCAACCACUUCAGAGCCGUUACGCACCUACUUGCCAGUAACGUCCACUGUCCGAAUAGCUACUAGUUCGCCUAAGGUGUCCAAGGUGGUUGAGGAGUAUGUGGCUCCAGAGGCCCGGGACUAUUUGCUUCCUCAGGUCCGCACCAAGGCGCCCUCAAGGGAAUAUUUGCCAGUAGAAGUCACUACUCCUUCCCGCGAGUAUUUGCCUGUUCGAGUGCGCACUAAGGCCCCUCCCAAGUACGUUGCAGUCGAAGUGGCAGCGCCUUCCAGAGAAUACUUGCCAUCCAGAAGGGUCAAAGUGACCAGCACAACAUCGGCGCCUGAAAUCACCACCUUGAGCAGAGAGUACCUCCCAGUGCGUGUCAGAGUGACCUCAACUGUCAAGCCCUCCAGGCCAGUAACCAUUAUCAAAGCAAACGACGCCCAUCCUCUGCUCUCCGCCAAGCUGGGGGCUCAAUGCACCUGUGUUUCCAAUACCCUGAAGUUGAGGAAGAAGCAGAAAAUUAUCAUCGUUGAGGAUGAGGACGAAGACGACGGUUAUGCGGUUGACGAUGCCGGAUACGAAGCGCAACGCGUGGUUGAUAUCACUCCAACUCCAGAGGUUUAUGCGAAGAAAGUGGUCAGACCAGGGGCAGUUGGGGAAAACUACUACACCCCAGUAACCGACGUGUUCUACCAAAAGAACACCAGCCCGGCCCCAGAUGCUUCGGAUAAGGAAAUUGUCAAGGCUGUCCGCACUGGGCUGAAGUUGGUGAAGCAGGCUGCCAAGGACGGGGCUAGGGAAGGCACCAGUGAGGUUCUGUCGAAGCACCUCGACCGUUACGGGCCGGGAGGAGUGCGAAGCAGAUCUGAAACCCUCCAGGGAACCAUCGACUGCCAAAGGGCCGGUCUUUUCAGACACCCUACAGAGUGCAACAAAUUCUACGCCUGCCGAUGGGAUUGCACCAAGAACAGGUUCACUUUGCAUGUGUUCAACUGCCCCGUUCAGUUAACGUUCGAUAACAGUCUAGGGGCGUGUAAUUGGCCCAGUCAGGGCCCAGCUUGCGUGGACAACACCUUGAUUACGAGUGAUUGAAGACCGGAAAGGUCUCGACAAAGUGGCCAUAUAUUUAAAAUAAAUCAUUUAAUGGUGUAGGUUCGUGGUAUCUAUGUCUGCUUGCCAUUUAAGCGCUCCAAGAGUGAUCUGCAUUUUUGUUUCAUCAAGGCUGUUGUCGAAAGUGUACAUUUCUAUUCUUAAGUCUGAAUGCUGAGAACACUCGCGCUUUCAUUGUCACUUAACUUUAUUUAUUGCAUUUCAUAUUCACUUCAUGUAAAGAAACAUUUGUCAUUUAUGUAACAUAGUUUGCGUAGGAAAUAAAAAUGUUAAAAGCA
Dendroctonus ponderosae (mountain pine beetle) is the source of this 7163-nucleotide messenger RNA. RefSeq lists its product as uncharacterized. NCBI's taxonomy places the organism in Eukaryota, Metazoa, Arthropoda, Insecta, Coleoptera, Curculionidae. Gene Ontology annotation, molecular function: chitin binding; chitinase activity. Gene Ontology annotation, cellular component: extracellular region. The record is from RefSeq and is a predicted model, not a curated record. Gene Ontology annotation, biological process: carbohydrate metabolic process; chitin catabolic process.